Messenger RNA from Coccinella septempunctata (seven-spotted ladybird), 1594 nucleotides. Its product is annotated as protein MEMO1. The record is from RefSeq and is a predicted model, not a curated record. The coding region runs from base 163 to 1050 and encodes 295 amino acids. NCBI's taxonomy places the organism in Eukaryota, Metazoa, Arthropoda, Insecta, Coleoptera, Coccinellidae. The transcript is spliced from 6 exons.
ACAGACAUUCACUGCACAUAGAAAAGGAAUAAAUAAUUGUUUGUUCAUUCUUGGAAAGAGAAAUUGCAAUUUGCUUUGAAAUUCUGAUGCAAGUAAAAUAGAUAUUUUAUUAACAGGGGGAUUUUUUAUUAAUUUAGGCAACUAAUUCAAAAAAUAUCUGAGAUGCCUGUCAGGAGAGCAGCUCAUGCUGGUAGUUGGUACACUGAUUCAGGUCCUGAAUUAUCCCGACAAUUGGAUUUUUGGCUGAACCAAGCUGAUUUAAGCCAUGGACCUGCUAGAGCUAUUAUAGCACCUCAUGCCGGCUACCAAUACUGUGGUGCAUGUGGAGGUCACGCUUAUAGGCAGAUAAGUCCAGUAGUUGUGAGGAGGGUGUUCAUAUUAGGACCGUCACACCAUGUCCGACUUUCAGGUUGUGCCUUGUCUAGUGCCCAAAAAUAUGAAACUCCCUUGUAUGAUCUCACCAUCGAUAGUAAAGUUAAUUCUGAACUGGAGAUGACCGGUCAGUUUGAAUGGAUGGACUUGGACACUGACGAAAAUGAACACAGCAUCGAAAUGCACCUACCCUAUAUUGCCAAAGUUAUGGAAGACUAUCAGAGUCAAUUCACCAUCGUUCCCAUCCUAGUUGGGUCGUUGAGUCCUGAUAAAGAAGCUUGUUACGGUAGGAUUCUGUCGACCUACUUGGCUGACCCACAAAACUUAUUCAUCAUAUCAUCGGACUUCUGUCAUUGGGGCCAGCGUUUUAGGUACACCUACUAUGAUAGAUCCUUUGGAAACAUCCAUCAGUCCAUAGAGAGAUUAGAUAAGAUGGGUAUGGACAUCAUAGAGAAUCUGAACCCGACUGAAUUCACCAAUUAUCUGAAGAAGUAUGGCAACACGAUCUGCGGUCGCCAUCCAAUAGGGGUACUACUACAGGCCGUCCAAGAAAUACUGAGGAACGAUCCGAGUCAAAGCGCUAGUUUCAAAUUUUUGAAAUACGCUCAAUCCAGUCAAUGCAGGAACAUGAAUGAUUCUUCUGUUAGUUACGCAUCGGGAGCUUUGUUAUUCGAAUAACUAUUGUGGCCUUAAAACUGACCGGAGGCUCCCUUUCUCGAAUAAUUAAUACAGGGUGUCAUUUUGUGUUUAGGAAAACACAUUUCUGUGGUAUUACGUUGCUUAAAUGAUCAUUAUUAAUUUUUAGUUGGAUUUUAUUCCUUCGAUAUACAUUUUGUUGUUUUCUGGUAUAACGAGAAAUAGUUUACACUGUAUUGGGAUAAUAACGAUGAUAUAUUUUAUGGAUGUUUUUCUCAUUCAUUAUGUAGAGUUUUUCGAAUAAAGGAACGAUGUGCAAUGAUUCAUGGGGCCUCUGUACUGUUUACUUAAACGUACAGGCUGUUCGAUGGAGGUCUCGCGGUUUUAUAUGAAAUUUUAUUUUUCAAAAUUACACGAAUCGCACAGCCUGUAUGACUGCCCGGGUGCUCGGAGAUGGAGCCCCGACACUUACAUCUAGAACAACGGUCGAUUAAAUGUACUGUUCUCAUUCCAUAAGUAAGUUUUUUACUCAUGUGUGUUUUUAAGAAUUUAUAAGAGCUUUUAGAGAUUAGAAUGUGUAAUCCUU